AUGGAGGUGGCGCUGCCCUUAGCCGGAGAUGGCUGUCUGGUUUUCGAGGUCAACAAGGAGAGAUUCGAGAUACACGAGAUUGACCCCUCGACCACCUUGCUCGAGUUCUUGCGCACGAUGACCCGUUUCAAGAGUGUCAAGCUCGGCUGCGGUCAAGGCGGUUGCGGGGCUUGUGUUGUUGUGCUGUCAAAGUACAACACCGAACUCAAGCAGGUCGAGAGUUUCAACGUGAAUUCAUGUCUUACGCUUUUAUGCAGCAUUAAUGGCUGCUCAAUUACAACAUCCGAAGGCCUCGGAAACACUAAAGACGGGUUUCACCCGAUCCAUAAAAGGUUCGCAGGCUUCCAUGCUUCGCAAUGUGGGUUUUGCAGUCCCGGAAUGUGCAUGUCCUUUUUGUCCGCGCUUGCCAAUGCAGAAAAGGCAAAAGAUCGGCCACAACCGUCCAAGGGGUUUUCCAGGCUCACAACUUCAGAAGCUGAAAGGGCUAUUUUGGGAAAUCUCUGUAGGUGUACCGGUUACCGGCCCAUUGCUGAUGCCUGCAAGAGUUUUGCAGCAAAUGUUGACUUGGAGGAUUUGGGGCUUAACUCUUUCUGGAAAAAGGGAGAUUCGGAACAAGUCAUGAUUAGUAAAUUACCAUCAUACAGUCCAAAGGAUUCAGAAUUGGGAGAUGGGUUCAAGUCGACGGGCCUUUUGAAUAAUGAGAAACUUUCGUGGUACAGCCCUGUAACAGUCGAGGAGCUUCAAAAGCUGUUGAAUUAUGAUAUGGUUGAAAACAGGACAAAGAUCAAAUUAGUUGUUGGCAACACAGCAACCGGGUAUUACAGAGAUACAAAAAAAUAUGGAAAAUAUAUCGAUCUGAGGUAUAUUCCUGAGCUCUCGAUAGUUAGAAAGGACGACUCUGGUAUUGAGUUUGGAGCGGCUGUGACAAUUGCCAAAGUGAUAUUUCAUCUGAAAGAGAAAAACGAAGCGAGCUUAGGUUCCAGUGGAGAUAUGGUGUUCACCAAAAUUGCUAACCAUUUAGAAAGGCUUGCUUCUAAAUUUAUCAGGAACUCGGCUAGCAUUGGUGGCAAUAUCAUUAUUGCACAGAGGAAGGGUUUCCCUUCAGAUGCUGCUACUCUACUGUUGGCUGUUGGUUCUAGUGUGAGCCUGUUGGCAGGUCAUAAACAUGAAAAAAUCAAAAUCGAGGAAUUCUUGAAUAGACCGCCUUUAGAUCCAAAAGCACUGCUCUUAAGUGUUCACAUUCCUUUCCUAGGACCAAAAACGAGCGAUGAUUCGACUAAAACUAGCUCAAGAUUGUUUUUCGAAACCUACCGAGCCGCACCACGGCCUCUUGGGAAUGCGCUGGCCUAUCUAAAUGCAGCUUUUUUAGCUGAUAUCAGUUACAGUACAAAUGGGAUUGUUAUAAACAAAAUUCAGCUGGCUUUUGGUGCUUAUGGAACGGACCAUGCAACAAGGGCAGUAAAUGUAGAGGAAUAUUUAACUGGGAAAGUCCUUAAUAUAAGAGUUUUGUAUGAAGCAAUCAGGCUGGUGAAAAGUGAUGUAGUGCCUAAAGAAGGGACUCCACAUGCUGCUUACAGGUCAAGCUUAGCAGUCGCUUUUCUCUUUGAUUUUCUUAGUAGCUUUUCCAGUAUGGGUUCUGCAUUAUCCGAAGGUGCGUCCAAGGAUUUGAACAGAUUAUUGUUAGAGGGAGCUGUUAAAAGCAGCAAUGAGAACAAAAUUAGUCUAAUAGAAGAACCCCCGAUCUUGUCAUCAUCAAAACAGAUUGUGGAAUAUAGUAAAGACUAUCUUCCGGUGGGUGCACCUAUGCCCAAAGUCGGUGCUGCCAUGCAAGCUUCUGGUGAAGCUGUUUUCGUAGAUGACAUUCCUUCACCCCCAAAAUGUUUGCAUGGAGCAUAUAUAUAUAGCACUAAGCCUGUGGCUCGGGUGAAAGGCAUUUCUUUCAAGUCUCACCCUCAACAAGCGGAAGCUUUUGCUGUUAUCUCUGUCAAAGACAUCCCAAAAGAAGGGGAAAAUGUAGGGAGUAUGGCCAUGUUUGGUAGCGAACCUUUGUUUGCUGACGAUGUUACUCGGUUUGCUGGUGAUCUCAUUGCUUUUGUGGUUGCAGAGACACAAAGGAAAGCAAAUUUGGCAGCAGAAUCUGCUGUAAUUGAUUAUGAUAUGGAAGGCUUAGAUCCACCUAUUUUAACAGUCGAAGAGGCUGUUGAGCGAUCGAGUUUCAUUGAUGUUCCUUCUUAUAUACGUCCUCAAGAAGUUGGUGAUUUCUCGAAAGGAAUGGCUGAAGCCGAUCACAAGAUUCUCUCAGCUGAGCUAAGACUUAGUUCACAAUACUACUUUUACAUGGAGACGCAAACUGCCCUCGCGAUCCCAGAUGAAGACAACUGCAUGGUCGUCUACAGUUCGAAUCAGAACCCCGAGUAUGUUCAGCGAGUGAUUUCAAGUUGUCUAGGUGUUCCCGAUCAUAAUGUCCGUGUCCUUACAAGAAGACUUGGUGGAGGCUUUGGCGGGAAGGCAACGAAAGCAAUCCCUAUGGCCACUGUAUGUGCUCUCGCUGCUCACAAACUACGCCGGCCGGUCAGAAUGUACAUGGACCGGAAAACCGACAUGAUAAUCGCGGGUGGCAGGCACCCAAUGAAGAUAAACUAUACCGUUGGAUUCAAAUCUGAUGGCAAGAUCACAGCCUUACACCUGGACAUCCUCAUCGAUGCCGGCAUAACCCAAGACGUAAGCCCCAUGAUCCCGAACAACGUGGUGGGGACCCUCAUGAAGUACAACUGGGGCUCACUUUCCUUUGACAUCAAACUGUGCAAGACGAACCUCGUGAGCAGAUCCGCCGUGCGAGGCCCUGGAGACGUUCAGGGAUCUUUCAUAGCCGAGGCAAUAGUCGAACAUGUGGCUUCGUUUCUCGAUUUUGAGGCCGAUUACGUGAGGAAUAAGAAUCUCCAUACAUACGAGAGCCUAAAGCUGUUUUACGGAGACUCUAGCGGGGAAUUAUUCGAGUACACUCUGCCUUUGAUUUGGGAGAAGGUGGGAAGGUCAUCUGGGUUUGAGCAGAGGGUGAGGAAUGUCGAGCAGUUUAACCGGGCCCACAUUUGGUGUAAGAGGGGCAUAUCUCGUGUCCCGAUUGUGCACCGUGUGUUAGUGAGGGCUUUCCCAGGGAAAGUCAGCAUACUUUCGGAUGGGUCUGUAGUUGUGGAGGUUGGGGGAAUAGAAAUGGGGCAGGGGCUGUGGACGAAGGUUCGACAGGUGGCGGCGUAUGCCCUUGGUAGGAUUGGGUUUGAGAAUUUGGUUGAGAAAAUUCGAGUUGUGCAGGCCGAUACUUUGAGUCUGGUGCAGGGAGGGUAUACGGCUGGCAGCACGUCUUCUGAGUCGAGUUGUGAGGCUGUUAGGCUGUGCUGUAAUGUCUUGGUCGAGAGAUUGGCCGUAGUUAAGGAGGUGCUGAAUGAGGAAAUGGGUUCUGUGACAUGGGAUGACCUGAUUCUCCAGGCGUAUAAUCAAAAUGUAAAUAUGGCAGCAAAUUCGUACUUUGUGCCUGAAUCCAGUUCUGCUGAAUACUUGAAUUACGGUGCUGCAGUAAGUGAGGUGGAGGUAAAUAUCCUAACUGGUGAGACAAGAAUAUUGAGAACGGAUAUCGUGUAUGAUUGCGGCCAGAGCUUGAACCCAGCUGUGGACAUGGGACAGAUUGAAGGGUCAUUCGUACAAGGGCUCGGUUUUUUCAUGCUAGAAGAAUACACGACCAAUUCAGAUGGGUUGAUUGUUCAAGAUGGGAUAUGGAAUUACGAGAUCCCGACCAUAGACAAUAUCCCAAGAGAAUUCAACGUUGAAAUAUUGAACAGCGGGCAUCACAAGGAACGCAUUCUCUCAUCUAAAGCUUCUGGUGAGCCCCCACUGCUUCUGGCGGCAUCAGUGCACUGUGCCACACGAGCGGCGGUUAAGGAAGCAAGAAAACAGGUGAAGGGUUGGGGAGGUGUGGAAGGGACCGAGUCGACAUUCCAGCUGGAUGUGCCGGCUACUAUGACUGUUGUUAAGCAGCUUUGCGGUCUCAACUCGGUUGAGACUUACUUGCAGUCCUUGCUCUCUGCUUGA
Striga hermonthica is the source of this 4083-nucleotide messenger RNA. The record is from the annotation of a GenBank genome assembly. NCBI's taxonomy places the organism in Eukaryota, Viridiplantae, Streptophyta, Magnoliopsida, Lamiales, Orobanchaceae.